UCAGCAUUCCUUUCAUCUCAACCAUCCAGAGAAAAUGUGGCAAACUGGGGAAUAAAAAGCAUGAGGAGACCCGCACAGAGGACACCCAUUUUUGGGGACAGUUUUGCUGUCAGAAACAAAGUGUCCAUCAAGUCUGUGACUCUCACACUGGCUGUGCAGACACCAGCAGGGCAGUCGGAGAGGCUCCUGCUGAUCCGCCUGGCCGGGGUGGAGCUGGCUCCAGGUGGCACAGCCUGGCUGCAGCGGGAGCUGCUCCCCAAACAGCCCCUGUGGUUCCAGCUGCUGGGGAGGGACAGCUCGGCCCUGGAGUGCCUCGUUCUAGUCCAUAAGGGUGGAUUUCUCAGCAUGUGCUUGAACGAAGAGCUCUUGAGGCAAGGGCUGGCCAGAGCAGCCCGGAUUGAGGGGCUGCCUCACCACUCCCGCCUCUACUGGAAACUGCACAAACGGCUCCUCCGGGCUGAGUUAAAGGCUGUGAAGAAAAAUAAAGGCAUAUGGAAAGACCAGAACUACUCUGAAAGAGUCCAGGAGCGCAUAAGCAGCAAUAAAUUCCUGCAGAGGCUGAAACAGUUUGUGAGCUGGGUUAGAAGCUCCACUGAGAGGUGAAAAGGUGGGGAGUGCAGGUCCCCAGUUUGUGGAAUUUGUGUAUGUUGGUGUUCACAAACAGUGCUGUGAUGUUGAGGGUCCCUGUCUCAAACACAAACCCCACAGUUAAUGGGUUACACAGAAUAUAAACCCCCAGUUCCUGGUUAUUUAGAAUGUAUCCCAUAUCACAACCCACAUGGAAGUUCAGUAGCAGCAUGCAGGCCACAAUGAAAAUGUUCUGAUGCCAAACCUCCACAGUGAUGUCCUGAAUUAGUUGUCCAGCUUCCCACCUGCUAAACUCCUCCAAGCUGUGCUGCCCAGUGCAGGUUUGAGGGGCAGAGACCUCUCACACCUCUAUAAUGUGCCAUUGCUGCCAAGACCACACUGGACAGAAACCCCAUGUCAGGCCUUUACAAAGCUCGUGGGAUGGGUUUAAACACAACCUUUUUGUUUGAAUUCUGUUCUUACACUACUUUUUGGUGUAAUUUGUGGUUUAAAACUCGUUCAUCUUGAAUAACGGGUUGCAUUGUUAGUGAUAUAAAAGGUGAUUUGUUUUGGCUGAUCUUAAAAAGCUGAUAAGGUUGUAAUAACUAAAGUUCCUCAGGGGAAAAAAAAUCACUUGGUGUAUCAAAGAAUAUAAUGUCAGGAAUCCAAAUUUGUCAAGGAUAGCUUUCAUUUGAAGAGGAAAAACCUGUGUUUCUUUCUGAUGGUUCUGUAAGUAUCUAAGAUUAGAUUAAUAUAAAACUUUAACAUGAAAUUUGACAAGGAGAAUCAGACUGUUCUAAGAACUUGGAUUUUUGCUUUAUUUUUGAUACACAUGUGAAGUAUAUGAGUAUUACUUUUUAUGUUGUAAAUAUUCACAAAAUAAAGAUUGAAUUUCUUAAGUUCA
Cyanistes caeruleus (blue tit) is the source of this 1471-nucleotide messenger RNA. The record is from RefSeq and is a predicted model, not a curated record. Lineage: Eukaryota; Metazoa; Chordata; Aves; Passeriformes; Paridae.